AUGUAGAUUCUCAUGCUGAAGCCUGAGCACAGAAACUAUUUUAGGUUUCAGCUAUCCCUUUUGAUUUCAUUUGUACAAAAUCUUUUUUAUUUGGGAUUUACACAUGAAGAACAUUUUAAGAAUGAUUCUUGAAAGUAUUUUGAACACAUCAAAAGAGAAUGCAUGGCAACUGGGAAGGAGUGGUAUGGAUCAGAAAAGUAGAAAAAUAGGCAAAAUAAUGAAAAGAAAGAUGAUAUUAACUGUGUUCCUGAGCAACAAUGAACAGAUUUUGACUGAAGUGCCAAUUACACCUGAAACAACGUGUCGAGAUGUAGUGGAGUUUUGCAAGGAACCAGGAGAAGGUAGUUGCCAUCUUUCUGAAGUGUGGCGUGGAAAUGAACGACACAUACCCUUUGAUCACAUGAUGUAUGAUCAUCUGCAGAAGUGGGGACCCCGUAGGGAAGAGGUGAAGUUUUUCCUUCGACAUGAAGAAUCCCCGACAGAAAGCAAUGAACCAGGCCGUCAGACUCAAAAUCAGAGAAAUGGAAUCAGUACACCUGCAGACAAACGGAUCGAAAAUGGGGUUGGGAAUGCUCGGGUUGAACUCACACUUUCAGAACUGCAGGAUAUGGCUGCCAGGCAACAGCAGCAAAUUGAAAAUCAGCAACAAAUGUUGGUUGCCAAGGAACAGCGUUUACGUUAUCUCAAACAACAAGAACGCCGUCAGCAGCAGUCUGUGUCUGAGAGUGAAAAACUUCAGAAACUCAAAGAGCGAGUGGAAACCCAGGAGAUGAAGCUAAAAAAAAUCCGUGCCAUGAGAGGGCAGGUGGAUUACAGCAAGAUUAUGAACGGCAAUUUGUCUACAGAAAUAGAACAUAUCAGUGCCAUGUUCCAGGAGAAGCAGCAAGAGUUACAAGCUGCAGUUUUAAAAGUGGACCAGCUUACUCAGCAGCUAGAAGACCUGAGAAAAGGGAAGCUGAAUGGUUUCCAGUCUUAUAAUGGACAGAUGACAGGGCCUGCAGCUGUAGAAUUAAAAAAACUGUACCAAGAAUUACAGAUCCGUAACAGGCUUAACCAAGAACAGAACACCAAACUUCAACAACAGAAAGAACUCCUGAACAAACGUAACAUGGAGGUAGCCAUGAUGGACAAGCGCAUCAAUGAGUUACGCGAGCGCCUAUACAAGAAAAAAGUUGAGGCACGUCAAAAAGAAAACAUUCCUUUAAAUCGGAUAAAUGGAACAUCCUCACCUCAGUCAUCAGUGAAUCCAUCAGGAAGAGUUGCAGCAGUGGGGCCAUACAUUCAGGUUCCUAGUUCCAGCAGUUACACUGUGCCAGUUGACCCAGUGAAGCCACAGUCUCUCACCAUUACUACCAAUGCAACCCAUGGAAGAUCCAAGUCUGAUACAGACUAUGGGUGUGUGAAAAAAUCUCCAGGUCCCUGGAAGAUUUCUGAUUUAGACAUUAUAGUGGAUCCUAUUCUGUCACCUUCCUCUCUUCAAUCUGCUGUCCAAAAUAUCAUCCAUUCAGCACCUGCUCUUUCUGAGGCCCUGCACUCUAAUGAUGGGACAUGGCCAGCACUUAAACAGAGCUCUUCUCCUGUGGUAAAACCACCACAAAUUCCCAGCGCAGAUUGGAAAGAAUCAAACAUGGAUGCUUUAAAGCAAGGAACUAUAUCCAGUCAGCCAUUGUCCUCUUCAGUACUAGGAAGCACAGAUAAGCUGAGUGUUGACAUGGGGAAAGUAACACCAACCAUUUCUGGUGUAAGCAAGCAGUUGCCUCAAAACUAUGGGACCUAUCCAAGCUCUGUUCCUUUAGGAACAAGUUCUACCAAUUCCCUGGAAAGACGGAAGGAUGGCAGCUUACCAAGACCUGGCUCCACAGCAGCAAACCGGCAAAGACCUGUGCCAUUGCCACCAGCAAGUGGUGUUCAUCCGCCUGGCUCCUCACAACAAAUACAACAGAGAAUAUCUGUGCCUCCAAGUCCUACAUAUCAACCUUCUGGUGCUCCAUUGUUUCCAGGUGGAGAUGGCAGGCCUGAUCUCCCCUUAACUGUGGCCAUAAGGCCUUUCUUAACAGAUAAAGGCUCAAGGCCCCAGUCUCCUAGGAAAGGGCCCCAAACAGUGAACUCCAGUUCCAUUUAUUCAGUGUACCUUCAGCAAGCAACACCACCAAAGAACUACCAACAGGCUGUAUAUAAUACCCUAAAUAAGUCCGUUAAAGCAGUUUAUGGGAAGCCUGUUGUACAGUCUGGUUCGACUUCUCCUUCGCCAUUGCCCUUCCUUCAUGGAUCUCUGCCUCCUAAUGCAUCUCAACCUCAGCCCCAGCCUCCAAGCGACUACAGUGAAAAAGAUCAAGAGCUGGAAAACACCCCACCCACCAGUGAAAACAGCAAUGUAGAAAACAUCCCUCGUCCCCUCAGCCCCACCAAGCUGACACCUAUUGUCCAUUCACCCCUUCGCUACCAAAGUGAUGCUGAUCUUGAGGCUCUUCGCAGGAAACUAGCCAAUGCUCCCAGGCCCUUGAAGAAACGAAGUUCUAUCACUGAACCCGAAGGCCCCAGUGGACCGAACAUUCAGAAACUGUUGUACCAGCGCUUCAACACCCUGGCAGGAGGAAUAGAAGGUGCUCCGUUCUAUCAGCCAGGAAACACACAGGACUUUAUAGGCACCUUGGCAGAUGUUGACAAUGGGAACACAAACACCAAUGCCAAUAUUGAGGAGCCCAUUUCCGCAGCCCCAACAGCUCCUCUUCCUGAGGAGCCCUCCUCAGAUGCCAAUGAUAAUGAACUGCCAUCUCCUGCAACUGAGGACAUGAUCAGUGUUGAAACUACAAAUCAAACAUCUGAAACUACUGAGGAUGAUAACAACAACAACAAUCCUGCUGUAGCCCCUUCUGUUGAGCGCCCCCCUAGUCCAACACCUGAGGCCAAUUCCCCAGAGGAGGAAGAGGAAGAAGAAGAAGAAGAAGUGCAGCUGCCGCCAAUGCUUCCUCCUCCUCCUCCUUUUCCUGUGGCCAAAAGGACCAAUCUGAAGAAACCCAACUCUGAGAGAACUGGUCAUAACUUGAGGGUUAAAUUCAAUCCCUUGGCCCUGCUGCUGGAUGCCUCCCUGGAGGGAGAGUUUGACCUUGUGCAAAGAAUCAUAUAUGAGGUGGAUGAUCCCAGCAAACCUAAUGAUGAAGGCAUCACACCUCUCCAUAAUGCCGUGUGUGCUGGUCACCAUCAUAUAGUGAAGUUCCUGCUAGAUUUUGGUGUCAACGUCAAUGCAGCAGACAGUGAUGGAUGGACUCCUUUGCACUGUGCUGCCUCUUGCAAUAGUGUUCAUCUCUGUAAGCUUCUUGUUGAAUCUGGAGCAGCAAUUUUUGCUUCAACUAUAAGUGAUAUAGAAACUGCAGCAGAUAAGUGUGAGGAGAUGGAAGAGGGUUAUAUUCAGUGUUCCCAGUUUCUAUAUGGUGUACAGGAGAAACUGGGAGUUAUGAACAAAGGCAUAGUAUAUGCAUUGUGGGAUUAUGAAGCCCAGAACAAUGAUGAGUUGUCAUUCCAUGAAGGAGAUGCAAUUACCAUCCUGAGGCGCAAAGAUGAUAAUGAAACAGACUGGUGGUGGGCCCGUCUUAAUGACAAGGAAGGCUAUGUUCCUAAAAAUAUCUUGGGGUUAUACCCAAGAAUAAAACCUAGGCAACGAACUCUUGCCUGAAUUCCCAUCAUUGGGAGUACAGUAUCUUGCUGGCGACUGGAAGAUGAAAGUAUACACUGGAGACAUUUUCAAUUACAUUUCACCAGAAGUAAAGCUAUAAUUGUUUUAAAUGGUGCUCUUGUUUAAUAUAAUGGACAGCAUUUGAGAUUUUCAAUCUGCAGUUUGUAAAGUGAGGUCUGCUCUAUGUUAACCUACCCAUUCACUGGGCAUGGUACUCAGAACACAGCCUACAGUAUUUUUUUGCCAACUGAAUUAAAAAAACAACACUUGUGCUAGAUGUUAAAACAUUUGCAAAAUGCAGAUAUGCUGUCUGUUCAGUUCUAGUCCACAGUAACUGUCCUGAAAUGUCAAGACUUUUACUAUUAAAAUUGUCAACUGAGUGUUGAGUUCACUGUAUAUAUCUGUAGAGAUCUUGGCAAACAUUGGUAUCAGGGAGUUACCAACAGUCUUCGGGAACAAGGAUUACCAAAAUGGCAAGAGAAGCAUCAAUGUUGAAUGGAUUUUGCACACUUCUCAAAAUCGCACUUGUUCCUUCACUUGAUGUUUUUUCUUGGUAUUCUUCUGUUAGCACCAGUUAGCUUCCCCCCCCCCCUCCAAGUCCAUUGCACUGUCUCAAACACAUACCCUGAAUUCCAUCUUCUGGACAAACCUGCAUUCAGAUUUAAGGGAUUUGUAUGUCUUGUAUGGAAGAAAGUGCAAUAGUUGAGAAGGGUAAGAGUUAUGUUAUAAAAAGCUAAGAGGUUCAGUUUAAGGACCUUUACAUUUUAUCUGUGAAAGUAGGACGGUGAUUGAAGGGAUGAAUAUAAAGGCCAGGCUGGUUGUAUAAAGUGAAGAUAGAGAGGAGAGACUUAUGGCAAAGAUGACCUGCUGUUUGGGCAAGGGCAAUGUCUGUAGUUCUCGACAGCCCUGCCUCUUGUGCCAGGGUGAGUUAUGCAAUAACUUAAUCCACUAUCUAGUUUCAAGCAAAAAAAAGCACUUCACUGGAAUAUUAUUUGUACAUGAUUUUAUAUACAGAAGUCUAUUUUGAACUGCCCAUUAUGUUGUAGCCACACAGGUUUUAUAAUUUCUUCCCUUUGAACUGUAGGCCAAUUGCUAUUAUUCAUGUAUACGUUGUGCAUAAUUUAUAGCCAUUGAUGCAGUGCUGUAACUUGCUUUUCCCACUGUUUAGCAUUACCUGUAUAUAUUGUGGUGAUGAGAAGUGAAAGGGUAUUGUAAAAGAAUAUUUGCUAAAUGAAUGUGAGUGAAAAGCCUAUGAUACACUGCUCAUCCAGUGUGCACAAUAAAAACUACUGCUAAGG
This is a messenger RNA of Pogona vitticeps (central bearded dragon), 4971 nucleotides long. RefSeq names its product protein phosphatase 1 regulatory subunit 13B (gene PPP1R13B). Gene Ontology annotation, molecular function: p53 binding; transcription factor binding. Gene Ontology annotation, cellular component: nucleus. The record is from RefSeq and is a predicted model, not a curated record. Gene Ontology annotation, biological process: negative regulation of cell cycle; regulation of apoptotic process; apoptotic process. Lineage: Eukaryota; Metazoa; Chordata; Lepidosauria; Squamata; Agamidae.